Messenger RNA from Dermacentor andersoni, 2391 nucleotides. Lineage: Eukaryota; Metazoa; Arthropoda; Arachnida; Ixodida; Ixodidae. The record is from RefSeq and is a predicted model, not a curated record.
CAGUGCCCUAGCGGCUGAGGAGCGAAGCGAUUUGGCAGGCGCUAGAGCAGACGGCGGACGGCCGGGGCAGGCGCUGCGAUUCUCAGCUGCGCUAUUCUCGCUGCCGCGCGCACGGCACGCCUUCCUAACAUAUCGACAUCGAAAUUUGGCGCGAUGCCAAUGUCGUGUGUCGCGUACGGCUGCAGUUCACGUGACAGUCCCAGCAGGACAGUGCGGUUUUUCCGAUUUCCGUCGGUAAAACGAGAUCGACAGCGCCGUGAAGCCUGGAUUAGGGCUGUGAAGCGGCAAGAUGCGCAAGGGCGUCCAUGGCAGCCGUCAGCAGCAUCUCGACUCUGCGGGAAGCACUUUGUGACAGGUAUGCAUCCACAUACGUAGUUCUCUGUUUUUGUCGUUACUGACUCAUACGAAUAAUCUCGAGAAAGACGCAGAUGUGUUUGAGCUAGCGAAACAAACGAUCUCUUGCUCGCGCGAGCCGGCCGAGUGAAACGCGGUGCUUUAUUUUUUUUUUUUAAUUCUUUUUUGUCGUCAUCUCUGUGCGGCCGCCGCGUUGUGCUUUACUUUGUUUUUUUGCUGUCAUCUCUGUGCGGCCGCCGCUAGAACGCCGUCUUUAGCAACUUUACACCGUGCACACUUUUACUACUUCAUAAGCGUUCAGCGAGUGCUCGUGAUGUCGGCGUAGUUAUCCGUUGGAGCCAAGCGCGCCUGCACUGCCGGGCAGAUUUGGAAACGGCGUGCACUGUUUAAGUAGCUGAUGGUGCUAGUUAGCAAUCGCUGCUAGUUGUCGUUUCAUCAUUCUUGUCGACACCGAGUAUAGUAAUAUUUCUUGAAGAAAGCUUAUGUUCGUUUAGCGAAUAGCGAUGUAGUACGGGGCACCUUCACUGUCACCCAGACAUCCGGACUUCAUACCGACGCUGUUCGUGUAUACAGACCAGUUCAGAAAGAAGGACGCGGUCGACCGCCAUGUUCGUACCGCGGCGCGUUCCAAGAGGAAAACAGGCGCUCCACCAACAGCAGGUACAGAGGUUUCAGGUCAAGGAGGAACUUGUAAAGGUCACAGUGAUGGGGAACCAGACACGUCCUGUGUUCAGGGUGCAGACUCUUCAUUCGACGAGGAAGGAGCAGCUGAUGCACUCUUGCUGCUUGCAACAUCCCCAAUGCUCCCUGAGCCACAGGAGGUCCUAGAGCCAACGGCCUUAAGCAGAGAGGAGAACACUGACCACCUAUUAACUGAAAAUGUGGCAUUACAACGGAAAGUCAGGGAUCUAGAACUGCAAUGCAGAAAGCUAAAACGCUGCACGUUUUCUGUGGAUACUAUUCACAAAUCGUCUUUUAAGUUUUAUACAGGACUGCAAAGUAAGGAACAGUUUGAAGCACUCUUUAAGCACAUUGAAAAAAAUGCAGAACGCAUGGUUUAUUGGGAUGGAGGAAAAACACAAGCAAAGGAAAGACAGCUCUCCAAGCGCGAAGAACUUUUCAUGGUGCUGUAUAGGCUCAGGACUGGUGUUUGUGCCAAGGAAGUGGCUCGAAUCUUUGGAAUUUCUCAGUCAUGCCUUAGUCGCAUCUUUUGUACAUGGGUAAUUUUUCUCGAUAAAGAGCUCUCAGCAUUGACAAGGUUUCCCACAUUAGCAGAGAUCAAAAGGCACAUGCCAAUGGCAUUCAGUGACUUCUCAAACACUAGAGUCAUCCUUGAUUGCACAGAGGUGAGAAUCCAAAGACCUUCAAAACUACAGGCACAGAGGCAUACUUUCUCCUCGUACAAGCAUUAUAACACGUUCAAAGCACUUGUUGGGGUAACACCAGAUGGCUACGUUUCAUUUGUGCCAGAUUUGUGGGGUGGGCAUGUUAGUGAUAGCGAAGUUGUCGAAAAAUCGGGCCUACUGGGUUUAUUAGAUGCGGGGGACGGUGUGAUGGUCGACAAAGGCUUUAGGUUGGAGGGCGUUUUUCCACCAUCUAUUCAAAUCCACAUGCCACCAUUUAAAAUGGGGAACCAAUUGUCAGCUAGUGACGUGAUUGCCACCCGAAAAAUAGCUGGCGCUAGGAUCCAUGUUGAGCGAGUCAUACGACGUAUCAAAGAAUUUCAUUUUUUAGACAAACCACUGCCAAUCAACAUGCUCGACAUUAUUGACAGCAUUUUUAGGACUUGCGCCUUUUUGUGCAAUUUUCUACAGCCAAUCAUUUCAAUCAAUAACGAGAACAAGUAGCCAGCUCGCACAUCUAUACUUCAAAUGAGCCUCCUUUACCAUGCUUAUGACCAGAAGAGACCAGACUGUGUAACAACAGUGUACUCUCAUACUAUAUCACGUGUACUUACGACGACGCUGUCUACUGUGCUACCGUCUGAGGAAAUUUGUAUUUUCCAUCUCUGAAUAAAUGAUACUGCUUUUUCAGUUA